AUGUCUUCUACUAUCAAACAAAACUUUGAAGAGUGCUAUUGUACCGAGUGCAUUAAAAAUUAUAAUGGAUACACCUUAGUGUCAAAGAUAAUUGCCCAGCGUCAUAGCAAGAAAGCAGCUUUAAAAGAUGCUAUCAGAAGUGAACUUGGGAAUGCUUGCAGUACAGACAUCUACAAAUGUAUUUCUAGUGUAACAGAAGAGAACUAA
Messenger RNA from Phycomyces blakesleeanus NRRL 1555(-), 207 nucleotides. RefSeq lists its product as hypothetical. The transcript has 2 exons. NCBI's taxonomy places the organism in Eukaryota, Fungi, Mucoromycota, Mucoromycetes, Mucorales, Phycomycetaceae. The record is from RefSeq and is a predicted model, not a curated record. The coding region runs from base 1 to 207 and encodes 68 amino acids.